AUGCACUAUCACCUUACUCAUCCCCACUCCCUCCGUAAAAUACAUAUCCCACGCGGGCCAAUAGUGAUUCAGCACUCGGGUGCUCUCCGAGGACGACCAGCACUGCGGCGGGUGCUGGCUCUUGUCCUACACCCAGCUGCUCACGAAUCUGCCGGCAGUCUGCUCACCGCCUGCCGCCUCUCCAGCGAGGCUUCCCCUCCGGCAGCCAUCAAACUUUUUGCUGCUUUCCGGAUUGCUUCCUUGAAGCCUUGGGCUGGCAGGGUGAGGGGUAGGCUGCCUAGGAGGACUGCCGGUGUUUGGCUGGGUCCGGGCGCUUUGUGGCGGCAAGUUCACCGCCCUGCUGGCCGGCGGGGCGUUGCCUCUGAAGGCGGCGGCGGCGCUGAGCGCAUCUCCAUCCACGCACUGCUCCUGCGGGAACCGGCCACAGCUCCCACUGAGGAACCACUCCCUGACCACCAAAAGGCGGCUCGCACAGCGCUGGACAGGGAUUCGGCCGAGGAGGGCCCUCGGGGACCGCCACCCCCCUCACUCAACCACCUCCCCGGCCGGCGAGGCACGACCCCCGCAGGGGGCGCGGGGAGGCCGCGCCCGUUAACCGCCCACGGCCGCCUCCCCGACCCUAGCGACAAAACAUUUGGCCUAAAGAAUAAAAAAGGUGCAAAACAACAGAAAUUUAUCAAGGCUGUUACUCACCAGGUUAAAUUUGGUCAGCAAAAUCCACGUCAGGCUGCUCAAACAGAAAGUGAGAAGAAAUUAAAAAAAGAAGAUAAGAAAAAGGAAUUACAAGAAUUAAAUGAACUCUUCAAGCCUGUGGUUGCUGCACAGAAAAUUAGCAAAGGUGCUGACCCCAAAUCUGUAGUUUGUGCUUUCUUCAAGCAAGGACAAUGCACUAAAGGAGACAAGUGCAAGUUUUCUCAUGAUUUGUCUUUGGAAAGGAAGGGUGAAAAACGAAGUGUCUACAUUGAUGCAAGAGAUGAAGACCUUGAAAAAGAUACAAUGGAUAACUGGGAUGAGAAGAAGCUGGAAGAAGUGGUGAACAAGAAGCAUGGUGAGGCGGAAAAGAAAAAACCCAAAACUCAAAUAGUCUGCAAAUACUUCCUUGAUGCUAUUGAAAACAACAAAUAUGGAUGGUUUUGGGUCUGUCCAGGUGGAGGAGACAACUGCAUGUAUCGCCAUGCUCUCCCUCCAGGUUUUGUAUUAAAAAAAGACAAAAAGAAGGAGGAAAAGCAAGAUGAAAUUUCUUUAGAAGAUCUAAUAGAAAAAGAGCGUGCUGCCUUAGGACCAAAUGUUACCAAAAUUACUCUAGAGUGUUUUAUUGCAUGGAAGAGAAGAAAAAGACAAGAAAAAAUUGAUAAGGCUGAGCAAGACAUGGAGAGGAGGAAAGCAGAUUUUAAAGCUGGCAAAGCACUGGUGAUUAGUGGACGUGAAGUAUUCGAGUUCCGGCCAGAGUUGGUUGAUGCAGAUGAUGAAGAAGCAGAUGACACCCAUUACAUUCAAGGAACGGGAGAAGAUGAUGAGAUGGAAGACCCUGUGUGCAUAAAUGAUGUAGAUUUGAGCCUGUACGUCCCAAAGGCUGUAGAUGAGACUGGUAUUACUGUGGCUAGUCCCGAGCGAUUCAGUACAUACAGUUCAAUAGAAAAAGAUGAUAAUAAAUUAAGUGAAGCUUCUGGUGGUGAUAUAAACAGCAGUGAGCAAAAUGAUUUAGAGGAAGAUAAUGAUGGAGAUGGGGAGUUGGAAAAUGGAGUAAUUGAUGCAGUUCCAGUUGAUGAGAAUCUUUUUACUGGAGAGGACUUGGAUGAACUAGAAGAAGAACUAAACACUCUUGAUUUAGAAGAAUGAAUUAAAAAGCUCAACUGAGGAGUUAAAUCUAUGUGACAAAGUGAAAAAUGACUACGUUUUUUCUCCUUUUUGAAUAGAAUUCUUAAACAGGAUGUUUAUGGUUACCCAGCUGAUUCUGAUGGGCACGUCAUAUACCAGGAAUAUUUUCCUUCAAUCUCAUCUACUCCAGUCUUGACUAUGCUCACAGUAAAAUAUUCAGAGUAGUUCAGAAUUACCUGACAGCUGAAUUCGCAGAAAAUGAGAUUAUAACUUUCAACUAAAAGUAGGAAGUGUAACUGCUUUGCCAGUAUGCAAGUAUAGGUGGGCAAUCUGAUACCAGGUACAGUAUAAAAAUCAAAGUAUACUUUCUUCACCAGAACUGCAUUUUUAUUAGUGAUUGUGUUAAUUUAGAAGCUGCCUGAAGUGUGUUUAGGCAGUAUUCUCUAAUGGAGCUGAUGCAGAUUAUGCUUCUUUAAGUGGUGAUUAGCUUUAUUUGAUCAGCUGGAUACUGAAGAUUGUGAACUGAUACAUCAUACAAUACAAUAUGGUGCCCUCUGUUUAAAAUGUUUUAAACUUUCCCACCGCCUUUUGCCAACAAAACUGUAAAUAAAAACUAUCAACUUUAAAAUACCUGUGUUGAUUUUUCUCUGUUAAGUUAGGAUAUCAUACCAGAUUGUUAAUAACUUCACUUUCUAAUACAGUGAUGAAUAUUUUUCUCUCCAGUCCUCAUACAAAGUGAUGAUGUUGGCUUCAGUUAAAUUAGGGCUAACUGCAAUUACAAUUUUUUUUUCUCCACUUCAUGCAGUCUAAAACU
Nipponia nippon (crested ibis) is the source of this 2632-nucleotide messenger RNA. Lineage: Eukaryota; Metazoa; Chordata; Aves; Pelecaniformes; Threskiornithidae. The record is from RefSeq and is a predicted model, not a curated record.